This is a messenger RNA of Emys orbicularis (European pond turtle), 1118 nucleotides long. RefSeq names its product BMP and activin membrane bound inhibitor (gene BAMBI). NCBI's taxonomy places the organism in Eukaryota, Metazoa, Chordata, Testudines, Emydidae. Gene Ontology annotation, biological process: positive regulation of canonical Wnt signaling pathway; negative regulation of transforming growth factor beta receptor signaling pathway; transforming growth factor beta receptor signaling pathway. Gene Ontology annotation, molecular function: frizzled binding. The record is from RefSeq and is a predicted model, not a curated record. The coding region runs from base 16 to 798 and encodes 260 amino acids. The transcript has 3 exons.
AGGCGGGGCGGUUAAAUGGAUCGCCAUUCCAGCUACAGCUUCAUCUGGCUGCAACUGGAGCUGUGCGCCAUGGCCAUCCUGCUGACCAGAGGUGAAAUUAGAUGCUACUGUGAUGCUGCACACUGUGUUGCAACUGGCUAUAUGUGCAAAUCUGAGCUUAAUGCCUGCUUCUCCAGACUGCUUGACCCUCAGAACACGAAUUCCCCACUUACUCAUGGCUGCUUGGACUCUAUUGCAAACACAGCUGACAUCUGCCAAGCUAAACAGGCACAAAACCACUCCAGCACCAUCAUGCCCACAUUGGAAUGCUGUCAUGAAGAUAUGUGCAAUUAUAGAGGACUGCAUGAUGUUCUCUCUCCUCCCAAGGGUGAGACCUCAGGACAGGGGAGCAGAUACCAGCAUGACAACAGCAGAAAUCUCAUCACUAAGGUUCAGGAGUUGACCUCUUCAAAAGAACUGUGGUUCAGAGCAGCUGUAAUUGCUGUUCCCAUAGCUGGUGGGCUGAUCUUAGUGCUUCUUAUCAUGCUAGCUUUGCGGAUGCUCAGGAGUGAAAACAAAAGACUGCAAGAUCAACGACAGCAAAUGCUCUCCCGUUUGCACUACAGUUUUCAUGGACAUAAUUCGAAGAAAGGACAGGUGGCAAAGUUAGACUUGGAAUGCAUGGUGCCAGUAACUGGUCAUGAGAACUGCUGCAUGAGCUGUGAUAAAAUGAGACAGACAGACCUCAGCAAUGAUAAAAUUCUUUCAUUAGUCCACUGGGGAAUGUACAGUGGGCAUGGAAAGCUGGAAUUUGUAUGACCAACCUUUUUAAAAUCUGAGCUAAACUUACUAGGAAAACUCUCAAAGGCCUUUGGGUUCUGCUGGACAGGAGCACUUUAUCUUAAGCAAACUUUCAUUAAUCAUCUUUUGAGAAACAAAGGACCUCUGCAAACAGAAUCUUGGAUAUUUCCUCUGAAGGAUUCCAAAAGUUGUCUUAUUUGCACAGAGUAAAAUACACUCAAUGUAUUGUUUGCUUUAAAGUUAUGAAAGCAAAAAUUAGAAGUUGUACACACUGUCACCAGGGUUAUCUGAGCUGUAGGGAGCUGAGACUUGAGCUAAAUAAUAAACUGUAUGAAAGC